Molecule: messenger RNA, 944 nt
Organism: Drosophila nasuta
Lineage: Eukaryota; Metazoa; Arthropoda; Insecta; Diptera; Drosophilidae
Gene: ppk29
Product: pickpocket 29
Exons: 9
Coding region: 1-867 (288 amino acids)
Biological process (GO): sodium ion transmembrane transport
Cellular component (GO): plasma membrane
Molecular function (GO): ligand-gated sodium channel activity
Source: RefSeq, a predicted model, not a curated record
AUGAGAAAGGAGUUUCUUGCACAAUCGUGCAAGACCAUAAUUAAAGAACUUUAUUUCGGCAAUAAGUUGAUUGAAGAUUGCGAAUCAAUAUUCAAUUUUCAUGAGCUCGAAGUUGGAAACUGUUUUCUCGCCAACAAUUUAAUGGACUAUAAAACCAUCGAAAAAUUACCAUUAAAAUAUACAUCGUCCGAUAAAGUACGCAAUGUAACAAUAGUUUUACAUAAUGAUCUGCUAUACAAAUAUCAAUUAUAUAUUCACAGUCCUGAAGAUUUACCAUAUUUUAAUGCAGAAGUCUUUUCGGUAACAACCAGGCCUACAGUCUACAGUUUUAAUAUUGAAGAGCUGCACAACAAUAUCGAAGUUAUUGAUGAAAAGGUCAAUCAACGAAUGUGCAAAUUUCCACAGGAAACGCCACAUUCAAGAUUCGUUUAUAGCUUUUCAACCUGCAUGUCACGAAUUAGAAUGCAAAUGGAGAUCGAUGCUUGCAAUUGUUCUGUUUUUAAUGCCCAAGACGGUGUCAAUUACUGCGAUAUCAAAGGAGUCAAAUGUUUGCAGGAUGCUAACAUAUCGAAUAAAGUAAAGGAUUACGUGAGCAUUAAUUUGGUUUGCUUACCUUCAUGCAUGGAACAACAGAUAAGUUUUGUCGGAACAAUAGAGAAGGGUACUGAACAAAGGGAUUUCCAUGUUGAAAUUGAUAUUGCCAGUCCAGCUUCAGCCAGAUUCUAUCGCAUUGUUACGCAAUCCAGAUUGGAUCUUAUUGUUGCUGUUGGGGGAGUUAUAGGGCUCUUCAUUGGCGCAUCUCUGCUCAAUAUCUUGGAAGUCAUUUCUAUGAUUCUACAAAAAACUAAGCUAUUGAUUUGGCACUAAAUGAAAAUGAUAUUACAUAAUUAUUGUUAAACUCUAAUAUUUUAUCACUUGACAAUAUUUAAUAUUUGAUCAACAAC